UCCCUCCCUCUCCCUAUCUCCGUCAAGCUCAGCUCGCUCGCAGUGGCAACGCCAAAGCAUAGGCUGCACGAGAACAAGAGGAUUCUGCACGGUGGUUUGCUCCGUGAUUGAUCAGGUUCCACCAUGUUCCAAUAUUUGCAAGAAUGGCCAGAGAUAUAGUCACCCAGUUUCUGGAUGGAUGCUUUUGCAUUGAUCCAGCUGAUAUUCAUCAUAUGUGUAUCCAGUCAAUUUCUGUUGAAGAAUAUUAGAUGGUGCGGGCAGAGAUUGAAAACUUCAACUCCUGAGAGCAAUAAGCAUUCAUAUCAGGGCCAAAAGAAUAGAGACAUAAAGCUGUCUGUAUCAUACCAAGCAACCAAAGCUUGCUGCCUGCUUAUGUUAACAACUCAUGUCUUGCGGUUAUUACUUUUCCAGUUACACAAAAAGUCAAGCAAUUGCAAGUAUCUGCAUUGCAUGCUAAGUGAAGGUUUGCAGGUGUUAUCCUGGAUAAUAUUGUCACUAGCAGCAUUCAGUUUCCAGGAAACAAAAUCUACUAAACUACCAUUGAUGAUUCGAACAUGGUGGAUAUUCAACUUUCUGCAAUCAACUGCCAGGGUGGGGUUUGAUCUCAGGUCAACUUUAUCAAAACAUGAACACAUGGGGUAUGAAGAAUGGAUCAAUCUGUUCAGUUUUGGCCUUUGCGCUUAUCUGUUUGCAAUUUCAGUCAGAGGAAAAACAGGGAUCAGGAUCACCUGCACAGAUAGCAGCAUAACAGAGCCACUUUGGAUCCCAUCUGUAGCACAGGAGAUGGAAACUGACAGGCUAUGUCAAUAUGGAAGUGCAGGUAUUCUACAACAUAUCACAUUCUCCUGGAUGAACCCUAUCAUAGCUACUGGAUACAGGAAACCUCUAGAUAAGAACGAUGUCCCAGAUCUUGAUGGGAAAGACUCUGCCAAGUUCCUCUCUGUUUCGUUUACAAAGAUCAUAGAUGAUGUUGAACUCAGGCAUGGUUUAAGUACAUCAUCAAUAUAUAAAGCAAUGUUCCUGUUUGUUCGCCGGAAAGCAAUGGUCAAUGCAGGACUUGCUGUGUUAAGUGCCAGCGCUUCCUAUGUUGGACCAUCACUGAUUAACGACUUUGUAAAGUUCCUUGCAGGAGACAGGCAAUAUGGACAUGUAAGAGGUUACCUUAUAGCAUUAGCUAUUCUAAGUGCCAAAGUAGUGGAAGUAAUAGCAGAUAGUCAGUGGUGGUUUGGAGGUCAACAGCUCGGGAUGCGGCUGCGAGCUGCUUUGGUAUCGCACGUCUACCAAAAGGGACUUCAGUUAUCUUUCAGUUCAAGGCAGAAACACACCAGUGGAGAGAUCAUAAACUAUAUGGAUGUAGAUAUACAACGGAUUUCUGAUGUCUUAUGGUACACAAACUACAUAUGGAUGCUACCCAUUCAACUCUUUCUAGCUGUCUAUGUUCUCUAUCGAAAUCUAGGGGCUGGGGCCUGGGCUGGUUUAGCAGCAACAAUGGCAGUAAUGGCUUGCAAUAUUCCACUAACCAGAAUGCAAAAAAGGUUGCAAGCCAAGAUCAUGGCUGCUAAAGAUGAGAGAAUGAAGGCGACAGCAGAAAUUCUUAAGAGCAUGAAAAUACUGAAACUUCAAGCAUGGGAUAUGCAGUACCUUCAAAAGAUAGAGGCUUUAAGGAACGACGAGUACAGGUGGCUAUGGAGAUCUUCGAGGUUGUCAGCUCUGACAUCACUAGUAUUUUGGGGGGCACCUGCAUUCAUAUCCUGUGUAACUUUUGGUUCAUGCAUAUUGAUGGAGAUUCCUCUUACUACUGGUAGUGUUUUGUCUGCCCUUGCAACAUUCCGGAUGCUACAAGAUCCAAUCUUCACACUUCCUGACUUGCUUUCAGUGUUUGCUCAAGGGAAAGUAUCAGCUGAUAGAGUGGCAAAGUACCUACAGGAAGAAGAACUGAAAUGUGAUGCAGUUACACAAGUGCCAAGAAGCGACACAUGCUAUGACGUGGAGAUUGAUCAGGGAACAUUCAGCUGGGAGCUUGGGACCACUUGUCCAACUCUCAGAGAUGUACAGUUAAGUGUAAAGAGAGGGAUGAAAGUAGCUAUCUGUGGAAUGGUCGGCUCUGGAAAAUCCAGUCUAUUGUCAUGCAUACUUGGGGAAAUGCCAAAACGAGAUGGGUCUGUCAGGGUCAGUGGGAGCAAAGCAUAUGUUCCUCAAACUGCCUGGAUCUUAUCUGGUAACAUCAGGGACAACAUUCUCUUUGGAAACCCAUAUGAUGAUGAAAAGUAUGAAAGGGUAAUAAAUGCUUGUGCACUGACUAAAGAUUUUGACUUACUUCCAAAUGGAGAUUUGACUGAGAUUGGUGAAAGAGGAAUUAAUAUGAGUGGUGGGCAGAAGCAGCGAAUUCAAAUUGCAAGGUCGAUGUACGGAGAUGCAGAUAUUUACCUGUUUGAUGAUCCUUUUAGUGCAGUAGAUGCUCAUACUGGAAGCAAGAUUUUCAAGGACUGUGUCAUGGGAAUCCUUAAAGACAAAACAGUCCUGUAUGUGACCCACCAAGUCGAAUUUCUUCCAGCUGCAGAUCUUAUAUUGGUGAUGCAGGGCGGAAAGAUUGUGCAGAGAGGGAAAUUUGAUGAGCUCCUUCAAAGGAACAAAGGAUUCAAAUCAAUGGUAGGAGCCCAUAGCCAGGCUCUUGAAUCUGUCAUGAAUGCCCAUAACUCAAACGGAACAUCAUCAGAUAACCAGAAAUUAGCAGAUAUUGAGGAUGAAUUCAACACAGAAAAGGAAACUGAUGAUCAGCUACAGGGCACAACAAAGCAAGGGUUAGUACAAAAUGUCUCACAAGACAACAGUGACAAGGGGAGGUUAACACAAGAUGAGGAGAGAGAAAAGGGAAGCAUUGGCACAAAAGUUUACUGGACGUACCUAAGGGCAGUUUAUGGUGGUGCCUUAGUUCCAGUAAUAAUUGCAGCACAGUUAUUGUUCCAAAUAUUUCAGAUAGCAAGUAACUACUGGAUAGCAUGGGCAUCCCCUCCAUCAUCUGAAACCACCCCAACCGUUGGAUUAGACCUCCUCUUCUCUGUGUAUAUAGCACUAUCUAUGGGAAGUGCACUAUGUAUCUUCGCCCGCACCAUGGUCACAUCACUUAUUGGUUUACUAACGUCAGAAAAGUUCUUCAAGAAUAUGACCUGCUGCAUCCUGCGUGCCCCAAUGUCCUUCUUUGACUCGACACCUACUGGAAGAAUUUUAAACAGGGCCUCCAGUGACCAAAGUGUUCUAGAUCUGGACAUAGCAAACAAGCUUAGUUGGUCCUUGCUUUCAGUCAUACAAAUCCUGGGUACCAUUGGUGUUAUGUCACAGGUUGCAUGGCCAGUUUUUGCCAUCUUGGUUCCAGUGACAGUACUCUGCUUCCUGUAUCAACACUACCAAAUCCCAGCAGCAAGGGAGCUGGCUCGUUUGUAUAAAAUUCAAAGGGCGCCAAUACUACACCAUUUUGCAGAGUCACUUUCAGGAGCAUCGAGCAUUAGAGCAUAUGGUCAGAAAGAUCGUUUCAGAAAAGAAAACCUUGGUCUUUUAGACAACCAUUCCAGACCAUGGUUCCAUAACUUGGCUUCCAUGCAGUGGCUUUCUCUCAGGCUAGCCAUGCUGUCCAACCUUGUCUUUGCAGUUUGUUUGACUCUACUAGUCAGCCUUCCUGAAGGUUUAUUGAACCCAAGCAUUGCUGGACUUGCAGUGACUUAUGCAUUGAACCUCAACUACCAGUUGAUGUCUAUGAUUUGGAACAUUAGCAGAAUAGAGAACAAAAUGAUAUCAGUAGAAAGAAUAUUGCAGUACUCAAGGAUACCUAGUGAGGCUCCUCUAAUAGUAGACUACUAUCGCCCACCAAAUAGCUGGCCACAAGAUGGAAUGAUCAAUAUAAGAUGCUUGGAGGUGCGAUAUGCAGAGCAUCUCCCAUCUAUUUUAAGGAACAUAUCAUGUAUAAUUCCAGGAAGGAAGAAGGUGGGGAUUGUAGGACGUACUGGUAGUGGAAAGUCAACUUUUAUCCAAGCACUUUUCCGGAUCGUUGAACCACGGGAAGGGACAAUCAAAAUCGACGAUAUUGACAUUUGCAAAAUUGGGCUGCACGAUUUACGUGACAGACUUAGCAUCAUUCCACAGGAUCCAACUAUGUUUGAGGGAACAGUGAGAGGGAACCUUGAUCCACUAAACGAGUACUCUGAUCAACGUGUGUGGGAGGUAUUGGACCAAUGUCAGCUUGGUGAUAUAGUUCGGCAAAGCCCAAAGAAGCUGUAUUCAACAGUUGUCGAGAAUGGGGAGAACUGGAGCGUGGGUCAGAGGCAGCUGUUCUGCCUUGGAAGGGUUCUGCUAAAGAGAAGCAAUGUCCUCGUACUCGAUGAGGCAACUGCUUCAGUUGACUCCUCCACUGAUGAAAUUAUCCAAGAAACCAUUCGUCGAGAGUUUGGGAAUUGCACGGUGUUGACGGUAGCGCACAGAAUUCACACAGUUGUUGACAGCGAUCUCAUUCUUGUCUUCAGUGAAGGAAGGAUCGUAGAAUACGACACACCAUUCAGACUACUGAAUAACAAGAACUCUGAGUUCUCCAGGCUCGUCAAGGAGUACUCAAGGCGGUCCCACCGCUUCAGUGGUAGAGCAAACAACUGAAUGGCGAUGAGCUCAACAUGAAGCCAAGAAUUGAAAUUGAGGCCAAUCACAGUGGGUGGCAUGGCACUAGCUCCUAUAUCCAGAC
Sorghum bicolor (sorghum) is the source of this 4726-nucleotide messenger RNA. Its product is annotated as putative ABC transporter C family member 15. Gene Ontology annotation, biological process: transmembrane transport. Gene Ontology annotation, molecular function: ABC-type transporter activity; ATP hydrolysis activity; ATP binding. Lineage: Eukaryota; Viridiplantae; Streptophyta; Magnoliopsida; Poales; Poaceae. Gene Ontology annotation, cellular component: plant-type vacuole; vacuolar membrane. The transcript has 11 exons. Bases 175 to 4641 code for a protein of 1488 amino acids. The record is from RefSeq and is a predicted model, not a curated record.